AUGCAACUCUCAACACUUCUCCCCUUACUUGCUCUACUCGCUACUCCUGCCCUCUCAUCCAACACCCACCGACGACACUUCGCCAAAUCAGUUAACCACGCUCGAGCCGUCGAACGAUUGGCCACUGUCGUUGAAAGACGUCAAGGUUCAAUCGACGCUGGAUUCCCACGAGCGUUAUCCGAAAAACCCAAAAGGAAGGUAGUCAAGAAAAGAGGAACAUGUAAAGCGAAGACCACCUCUGCAACGACCGCCGUCGCUACAGACGCCGCCUCGACCACCAUUGCGGAAGCGCUUGCAGCUGCACCUACCACUUCAACCUCCUCAAACUCAUGGUCAAGUCCUAAAGAGAACUACGUGAACACGAACACUACAGAUUCGCAAGCACAAGUUUCCCCUUCUUCUACUACUACUGAAUAUUCUGUCACCUCUACUGCUUCAGAAUACUCUGCCGCAACUACCGCUUCCUCAACCUCAGCCUCAGCAGCUGCCGCUACAUCCGCAACUUCAACCUCCAGCAACGGAAGUUAUACUCCUAAUGGUAUCAAAGCUGGUAUCGCAGGUGGAGACGCUUACGAUCAAUGUGAAGCUCAUAUCGGUUGGUGGUACGACUGGUCCGCCGACCCUUCUGGCCACUCUGGCACCCCCAUCGCUGUGCCAAUGCUGUGGGGUGCAGGUACUUCAGACAGUACCGAUGCUUCCCGAUUGUCCAUCUUUGAAGCUAUCACCACCGCUCCUCAAUACAUCAUGGGUUUCGAAGAACCUGACUGUUCCACCUGGGGAAGUGCUAAUGUCGCUGUUUCUGUCGCUGCUACUCUUUGGAACACACUCAUCGGUCCUUGGAAAGCCAAAGGAUCAACUCUACUGUCUCCAUCAAUGUGUCAUCAAGCUGCCGAUGCGUACACCGGAUACUUGUCUUCCUUCCAGAGUCAGAUUACUGUGCCUUGGGAUAUCACCAAUAUCCACGUCAACAAAAACAGCAUGGACGGUGUAAAAGCUGACAUUGAUUAUUACUAUAAUACUUUUGGUAAACCCAUCUGGGUGACUGAGUUCGCAUGCGUCGAUGACAGUUCAUCUUUCAUCCCUUGUACCGACCAAUCAGAGAUCAACACUUUCAUCAACGAGAUUGUUGCUUUGUUCGAGUCAGACUCGAGAGUACAUGCCUACGCCUACUCGAACGGUGAUGGAUUAGGAGAUGUUUGGCCAAUGUACCAAAACGGUGCAUUGAGUGAAUCCGGUCAAACAUACAUCAACGCCAUUGCAGCAUAUCAUUAA
Molecule: messenger RNA, 1272 nt
Organism: Kwoniella shivajii
Lineage: Eukaryota; Fungi; Basidiomycota; Tremellomycetes; Tremellales; Cryptococcaceae
Exons: 6
Coding region: 1-1272 (423 amino acids)
Biological process (GO): fungal-type cell wall polysaccharide metabolic process
Cellular component (GO): fungal-type cell wall
Source: RefSeq, a predicted model, not a curated record